Drosophila montana is the source of this 497-nucleotide messenger RNA. It is a transcript of the gene lambdaTry, whose product is annotated as lambdaTry. Gene Ontology annotation, biological process: proteolysis. Gene Ontology annotation, molecular function: serine-type endopeptidase activity. The record is from RefSeq and is a predicted model, not a curated record. The annotation marks the transcript as partial. NCBI's taxonomy places the organism in Eukaryota, Metazoa, Arthropoda, Insecta, Diptera, Drosophilidae. The transcript has a single exon.
UCAAAAUUUCGCUUUAGUUCUUAGAAAAGAUGUUUCGCAUCUUGAUCGGUUUGUGCCUUUUCGGAUUAUCGCUGGCUGGCACCGUUUUUCAGAGCGGUGUGCCCAUGCCCGAUGGUCGGAUUGUGGGUGGUCAGGAUACGGACAUUCGCAGCUAUCCGCAUCAAAUAUCCAUGAGGUACAGGGGAAAUCACAGAUGCGGAGGCUCAAUAAUUGCCACCAACAUCAUCGCAACCGCUGCUCAUUGUGUGAACACGCUGUCAGGUGUGGCUAAUCUUACCAUAAUAGCUGGAACCACCCAAACAAUCUGGCCAAAUGGCCAGGAGUUGGCGGUACGCGAAAUCAUCAUACACGAGAAGUACAAGUCCCUGUAUCAGGACUAUGAUGCCGCCGUUCUUGUACUGGAUGGCGAUUUCGAGUUCAACGAAUCUGUGCAGCCCAUCGAACUGGCCAAGGAGCGUCCGGAGCAUGGUACGCCCGUCAUUGUUACCGGCUGGGGC